Molecule: messenger RNA, 1378 nt
Organism: Arabidopsis thaliana (thale cress)
Lineage: Eukaryota; Viridiplantae; Streptophyta; Magnoliopsida; Brassicales; Brassicaceae
Gene: GSNAP
Product: gamma-soluble NSF attachment protein
Exons: 9
Coding region: 225-1118 (297 amino acids)
Biological process (GO): intracellular protein transport
Cellular component (GO): membrane
Source: RefSeq, marked reviewed
CUCUGUUUGAGAGGUUAAUGAUCGGUGGAAAUUAAAAUUCGAUUUGGGCUUUAGGGCAUUUUGGGUUUGAUCGAGAUGACUGUGCUCUUAAGAUAUGAGGGUUUUCUUUUGUUACUGUGAUUGAGAAACUUCUCGUGAUCCAUUCUGAGAUUCGAUCAAAGGUUUUUGUUGGGAGAAAAGAAGGAUCUAGGAUCUUGUGUAUUGUUGCAUAGGAACAUUUUAAUAUGAGAGUUUGCUUAAAGUUUAAGAACACUUCUUUUGAGUCUGAUUUUCAAUUCAAAAAUUUGACAAAGCUCACGCUUACUAGAUGGAGUGCUGAUUGGAGAGGUGCUACUGAGUUGUAUGAGCAAGCAGCAAAUGGGUUUAGAGCAUCAAACAAAUAUGAGAAAGCUAAAGUGGCUCUCGAGAAAGCUUCAAAAGGACAAGAGAUGCAAGCUUCUCCUUGGGAUGCUGCAAAGCAUAUGGAGUCUGCUGCUGCCUUAGCACAGAAGCUAAGUAUUUGGAAUGAAGUUGCUGAUUUUUAUAGAAAGGCGUCGGAGCUGUAUGUUGAGUGUGGAAGGGCACAACCCGCAUCAGAUGCUCUUGGAAAGGCUGCCCGUGCUUUGGAAGAUGUCAAACCAGAUGACGCCAUCCAACUAUACACUGAUGCUUGUGAAAUUCUUGAAGAGGAUGGGAGGGACCAAAUGGCCUUUGAUCUGUACCGUGCUUGUGCUAAUGUCUACAUUAAGCUUGAGAAGUUCACAGAUGCUGCAACCUUUUUCUUAAGAUUGGGUGUAGCUGCUGAUAAGUGUGAUGCGACAAAUAGCCAGUGUAAGGCCUAUCUCAGUGCAAUCAUCUUAUAUCUGUAUGCUCACGACCUGCAGCAGGCAGAAAAAUGCUACAAUGACUGUUCUCAGAUUGAUGCCUUUCUGAAGAGUGAUCAGAGCCGAAGUGCUAGUAGACUUCUCACCGCCUAUAAUGAAGGUGACAUUGAAGAAAUCAAGAAGGUGGCGAGUGCAAGCACUGUCUCGAAUUUGGAUCAUAUGAUUAUCAAGUUGGCUAGGAAGCUACCCACUGGAGAUGUUACUGCAAUUCAGAUGAACACUAAUGACGAUCUAGACGAGGAUGAUCUCACUUAAAGUUUCUCCUCUUUGUACAUAUUCAUAUUUACACUUGGCUUCUUUUCAGUCCAAAGAUUCAAAAAAAACAUAUUAUCGUUUGUCCCAAGUACUGUGGGAAAGAUUGAUUAUAUAGGCUCUAAAUUCGAAUUUAUGCAUGUAUUUUUCUUAAAACACGAGCAGCUAAAACUCUAAAGUAUGUUAUUUUAUCUUGUUACAACAGCUCAUACAGGUUGGUUCAAUUUUGGAUCUGGUUGUUGUUUGAAAUCGUCUACUAAUCA